AUGGGCUAUGAAGCACUAGAAUAUGUAAUAUUGAAAGAGAAGCGAGCAAAAAGUCUUGUGAGAUUUUAUUUAAGUUCAAUGUUGGAACCGAAAAUAAAAGCAUAUUGUAAUGUAGAAGUAAAGGUUGCCAAGUCAUUUGGAACUCUUAAAAACAGGGUCGUCUUAUCGGUUAUUUUCACAAAGAAGCUUCGAUAUUUGAAGGCACUCAAACAACAAGCUUAUGGUAGUUCCUGUUCGGAAGCAAGUGACUGUGUUACUGCAAAGGCCCAAUGUUCGGGAAAUUCUCAUGUAUGUAGAUGUGACUCACAGUUCUAUCAUGAUACAGACAGCGAUACCUGCAAAUUAGAUUUAGGUAGUCCUUGUGCAUUGAACUCGAGCGACUUGAGUUCAGUCAAAGCGCAGUUGAGAAUUGAUGAAGGAUAUAAAACCAGAAUAUAUAUAGACACUGAAGGCCAUUCUACAUUUGGCAUCGGACACCUUAUUACACGCAACGACAGAGAGUACGGAAAAUUUCCUAGAACAUAUGUGAGCUCAGCUAGAAUUGAGAGCGUAUUUGACGCAGAUUUAGCAGCUGCAGUUGUUACAACACACUCUAUCUUCGCAAACUGUUCUUCGUGGCCAAGCGAGGUAAAACAAAUAGUUGUAAACAUGGUCUUCAACCUAGGAAACAGACUACGGGGUUUUACUGAUUUUAUAGCGGCAGUCAACAACAAAGAUUGGGACACAGCAGCUGACGAGAUGGUCGACAGCAUAUGGUACAGACAGACCGGAGACAGGGCUAAAAGGCUGGUGGAGCGAAUGAGAAAUAUCUAGAUUUUAACUCGCUGUCUGUUUAAAUGACCCUUUUGACAGAGUAAAAUUAAAAUGUG
Molecule: messenger RNA, 869 nt
Organism: Mercenaria mercenaria
Lineage: Eukaryota; Metazoa; Mollusca; Bivalvia; Venerida; Veneridae
Exons: 5
Coding region: 1-813 (270 amino acids)
Biological process (GO): peptidoglycan catabolic process; cell wall macromolecule catabolic process
Molecular function (GO): lysozyme activity
Source: RefSeq, a predicted model, not a curated record